This is a messenger RNA of Rhagoletis zephyria (snowberry fruit fly), 1986 nucleotides long. Its product is annotated as putative nuclease HARBI1. Lineage: Eukaryota; Metazoa; Arthropoda; Insecta; Diptera; Tephritidae. The record is from RefSeq and is a predicted model, not a curated record.
CAUACAUAAAAAAAAAAAAAAAAUAUUCCGACGAACUGAUAACCUCCUCCUUUUUUGGAAGUCGGUUAAAAACUGGAACACAUCCCACCGAAAACCCUGCACAUUAAAUUUAAACCAAAUAUCUCGCUUAAAAGUAAUCUUAGCAUCGCAUCAGAAUGCUUCAGUAAAGUAUGGCAUAACAGUUUAGUUUCGACGUACAUAUGUCAAGUUAGCCCUACACUUUUCGAAAUUUUAAAGGUUAACUACAGCAUUUUUUUGUAGUUGUAAACAUUUUUUUUCUUAUUUUAUUUUAAAUUUUUAAAAUAAAAAAAGAGCUUUCGUCUGUUAGAAAAAGAUUGUAUGUAGUAGAGAUGGGCACGGGCCGGGCUUUCCACGGAUACGGGCCGGAAAAUUUGACUUCGAGCUCGUGCGUGCAUAUGCGUGCAGUGAAUUUCCAACAAAGCACGAAAAAGUUCGGUAAAUUAAUAAUAAUAAUAGAUUGGCGCUUACACAUAUGUUAGGCUGGUAUGGUCACUUGCGAAUCGAAUAAAUUUGGCGAACACACCUAAAAUUUGCAUUGUGAAUGGCGAAUGAACUUUUUCGCCGGACAUGCGUCGUUGCCAUUCAAACAAAUUAAAUGAGUUCAUCCUCAUUUCACGUUUCUGUCAUUUAUACUUCGAAUUAUUUUUUAUUACAAACUAAAAUUUGAAAAGCAAAAUGUUUUAUAACGUAGAUUUAUAUUUUGAGGAUAGUUAUAAUGUUGAACCGCGAGCUAACCUUCUUCGUCAGCGGCGUUUUAUUAGAGAUUACUCUAAUCCUAUGGAGCUGCCGUCCACAGUAUUUACAGCGAAUUUUCGGCUAAGCAAGGACGCUUUUAUGUAUGUGCUGGACAAAAUCAAGGACAAAUUUAAUUGCCGCCUGUCCUCGUCUGUAACGCCAAUGCUAAAAUUGUGUUGCGCACUGAGAUUUUUUGCGCAUGACAGUUAUCAGCAAGCUGUAGGAAAUGAAUUUCAAUUGGGUCUUGCGCAACCUACAGUUUCGCUCAUUUUAAAGGAGGUAUUGCCCAUUUUAGAAAGAGAAAUUUGCAGUGCUUCGAUAAUCACAGAAGUGACAGAAGAAGAGAAGCAACAGGCAAGGAGCAAAUUUUUCUCCAGAUCAGGAAUACCCAACGUAAUUGGCUGUGUUGACGGAACACAUAUUGCGAUUUAUGCCCCCACCGCAAAUAGACACCUCUAUCUAAAUAGAAAAGGCUUUUUUAGUAUAAAUGCUAUGAUUGCUUGCGAUCAUGACAUGAAUAUCCGGUUUGUGGAUGCUAGAUAUGCUGGUUCUACACAUGAUUCGUUCGUGUGGAACAAUAGUUCAUUAAAGACUUAUUUGGAGAAUAUGCAUCAAAGUGGCGAUCAUAACUCUAUUUAUUUAGGUGAUUCCGGAUACCCACUUAGUCCUUAUUUACUAACACCCUUCCGCCAUGCAGACUCUAGAACUAGGGAGUCAAUUUUUAAUAAGAAGCACGCGAAAGCUAGAAACGUCGUUGAACGUACGAUCGGAGUUUUGAAAUGUCGCUUUCGAUGUCUCCUGAGUGAUCGAAAAAUGCGCUACGAUCCUGCUAAAGCAACAUCCAUUAUAAAUAUUUGUUGCGCUUUCCACAAUAUUUGUAAGAAAUUUAGAAUCAGUGAUCCAGAGGAAGCUGAAAUUUUUAUUGACACCGUUGUAUCAUCAGAGCCAAUCAGUGAAGAUGCCAAUAAUACAUCAGGAGAGCGCCGCAGAAGGCAAAUAGCUGAUGCUUUGUUGUAAAAUUAAUUGCAGUUCGGUUUAUUGAAUAAAUUCAAAAUCAUUUACCUUACUUUUGUUCUUUUUAUUUCAUUUUAUACUUCAGAAUUCUUUAUUAUAUACAUGUUAAAUUAAACCUAAUUGUUUCUAUGCUCUUAAACUUAAUAAAAAUCACAAGUUGAAUUCAGUACCUUCAUCAAAUAUUAAACUUAAAAUUAAUUCAUCACAUGCUUUUAU